CAAGGCAUGCCUUCGGCCCGACGGCCUGCCAGGGAUCUUUGGCUUUGCCAAAUCUGUUCUGGGCCUGGCGCCAUGUCCGGCGUGUUCGGUUUGGGGGGCGUAGCGCCGAAGCUCGGGGCCGGUGUAUGGAUUGCCCCCGGGGCGUGUGUCAUCGGAGACGUCACCCUGGAGGAAGGGGCCAGCGUGUGGUUCAACUGCGUGCUGCGUGGGGAUGAUGCGCAAAUUCAGGUGGGAGCCAGGACCAACAUCCAGGACCUGACUUUGGUCCACCUGGACAAGGGAAUCCCUUGCAGCAUCGGACGGAACGUGUCCGUGGGCCACGCCUGCAUUCUGCAUGGGUGCACGAUAGAGGACGAUGUUCUGGUGGGCAUGGGUGCCACAGUGCUCAACAAAGCGGUGAUCGGCCGGGGGAGCAUCGUGGGGGCUGGGUCCGUGGUUUUGGAGGGCACCCAAGUGCCGCCCUUCUCGCUGGUGGUGGGCUCGCCGGCCCAGGUGAAGAAAACCUACAAAGAGGAGGACCGACUUGCGGCUCAAAGAAAGCAUGCGGACGGUUACGUGCAGAAGGCCGCCCGCUUUCGCUCGCAGCUGCAGCCCUCAGCCUUGGGCGGGCUGAGGCUGGCCGGCUUACUCGGGGUGGCGUGCGUGGCGGCCAUCUGCGUGUCAAGGCGCUGAGAAAGGGUCGGUUUUUAAACCCUUCCCAUGGGAGCGCGACCGGCGGUGUGUUCAGCGGCCCGAUGGCAAGGCGGAUAGGUCGAAGUUCAGAGCUGCUAGUCCGGGUAUUGCAGGCUGGGACUGGAGCAGUGAAACUGCGCGGGCCGAGCAAGCGACGCAGACAAGAAUCACUUCCUUUGUCAUUCCAUGGCAGUGGAAAGACAGCGCGCCCAGUUGAGGCAGUUCCUGCAGCUCGCAGCUGUUCAGCCAUUAGCCUCAGAGUGCGAUUGUGGCGCAAAGCCGCCGCAGCAGUGCAAAGACGCUGCAGGGAGGGGCGUGCAAACAAAGCCCAGAGACCUGCCC
Effrenium voratum is the source of this 1014-nucleotide messenger RNA. The record is from the annotation of a GenBank genome assembly. NCBI's taxonomy places the organism in Eukaryota, Dinophyceae, Suessiales, Symbiodiniaceae.